AUGGCUCGAACGGCUAAUUCGAACAGUGAAUCCGAGUCUAACAUCAAGACUCGUAGUGCUGCCAAUACUACAGCGGGGACCGGUGUAGGGUCCCGUUCUCAUGUCAAACAGAGACUCACAACCGCACAGCAACAGUACUUGAAAGAUCUGGUCAGAACCCAUGUUACAAACAAUCACCCCAAUCUCACGCCGAAACCAGAUCCUAUGGAUUUUGAAUCAUAUUCAGAUGAUUUCCUACGUCGUUACAAGGACAGGUUCCAAUUGAAUGUAGAGGAUCAUCUAUCGAUACAAGGUUAUUUGGUAGGUUCUCAACUUGGCUCAAAGACAUAUUCUAGCAAGCGUAACCAACAUGGAACACCAGGAGCUCGUGUAUUAAAAAAGGAGCUAGCUUCUGAAGUGAAGCGCCAUUUCAACUCCUACAACGUCAAGGAAACUGAAUGCGUACCGCAGUUCAUAUAUAAGGUCAAGACACAGAAGAAGAAGUUCAAGAUGUGGUUCAAGAACUAG
Molecule: messenger RNA, 507 nt
Organism: Zygosaccharomyces rouxii
Lineage: Eukaryota; Fungi; Ascomycota; Saccharomycetes; Saccharomycetales; Saccharomycetaceae
Gene: SAP30
Product: Sap30p
Exons: 1
Coding region: 1-507 (168 amino acids)
Biological process (GO): regulation of DNA-templated transcription
Cellular component (GO): histone deacetylase complex
Molecular function (GO): transcription coregulator activity; protein binding
Source: RefSeq, a predicted model, not a curated record